Microdochium trichocladiopsis is the source of this 1859-nucleotide messenger RNA. Its product is annotated as phosphotransferase. The coding region runs from base 130 to 1707 and encodes 525 amino acids. The transcript has a single exon. The record is from RefSeq and is a predicted model, not a curated record. NCBI's taxonomy places the organism in Eukaryota, Fungi, Ascomycota, Sordariomycetes, Xylariales, Microdochiaceae.
CAACGACCGACUCUUCACCAUUUCCCCGCUGCCUUUUGCUGCCGCACCACCCGUCACCAUACUGCCACCCACCACAAGUCUUUCACCAGCGUGCGCCGUGACAGAUACGAAGCACUUACUACCACAAAAAUGUACAGCGGCCGAGAAGAUGCCGACAACCUCGUCUGGGACAAGAACGAGGAGGAUGAAGACCGAGGAUUGAAACGGCUCCGACUCAAAACCUUCUGUCGCAAGGUGGUCGGUCUUGUGGAGGAAAGGCUGGGCCUUCCGGCCACCCUCAUCCCGCCAUUGAUUCCCGGCAGCUACAACGUUCACUAUCGGAUUCGUCAGGAAGGCACAAGUCCCGAUCUCCUUGUCCGGCUGCCACGCCCGGCCGCGUUAGUGUUCCCAGAGCACAAAACACUUCACGAGGCAGCUGCAGCAUCCCUAGUUGCAAGCUGCACGCAGCUACCCAUCCCCCGGCAGCUAUGUUACGCCCAGGAAUCGCCGGUCGGCCCCUUCAUCAUCAUGGAGUGGGUGGAGAACAAAGGCACUAUAUCGCGCAGACUGGCUCGACCGGACGAGGAUCCUUUGGCGGCCCAUGUACUCGACCCAGAUGUAACCAGUGAGACGCUUGCCGCGCUCUGGUUGAAAGUAGCGCACUGCCUGCUGGAAAUCUCCCACAUCGCUCUGCCUAAGAUUGGCUCCCUCCUCGAGACCAGCCACGGCGUAUACGAGGUAGCGGACAGACCCAUCUCGCACAAUAUGAACGACAUGGUUGCUCUCGCAAACAUCCCCCGCUCCAUUCUGCCGCAGGAGGGCGAGACGUACGCGACCGCAGACGAAUGGUACACGGCGCUGGCAGACAUGCACAUUGCACAGCUCGUCUUUCAGCACAACGAUGUUGUCGAGUCUGAAGCCGACUGCCGCAACAAGUACGUUGCCCGCCAGGUCUUCCGGCGUCUAGCCAGAGAAGGGAAGCUGUCCAUCUUUGGCUUUGCCGACGACAAGUGGUCCGCCCAGUCGGCAGCCAGAAGAGCAAAAGCUGCCACAGAGCUCGCCCCUGCACCAUCUGGUGUCGACUCCUUCCGUCUCUGGGGCGACGACUUCCGGGCGGGCAACAUACUUCUCAAUGACUCGGACGAGAUCGCCGCCCUCGUCGACUGGGAAUUCGCGUACUCCGCCCCGACCCAGUUCAUCCUCGAUCCACCGUGGUGGCUGCUACUCCAGACGAUCGAGUGGUGGUCCGAUGGCAUAGACAGCUGGGUUGAGACCUACGAGGAGCGCCUCGGGAUGUGGCUGGCUGCCAUGGAGCAGGCCGAGAGAGAUGCUGAUGACGCCCCGUCUGCGAAGCAGCAGGUUAGCCACUGUCUCGGUGCUGAGCGUCUGCCGGCCCCUUUGUCUAGGUAUAUGCGCGAGAGCUGGGAAACAGGGCGUUUCUUCCUUAACUAUGCUGCGAGGAAGAGCUGGGCUUUUGACGCCUUGUACUGGAGGUACCUGGACGAGCGCUUCUUUGGCAAGCGCGAGGAGGGGACGGCGAAGGACGACCUCUGGAAGACAAGGAUUCAUCUGCUGAGUAGGAAGGAGAGAGAAGCGAUGGAAGGCUUAGUGCAGCAGAAGAUGGCGGACAUGGAGGACAGGCGGAUUGUUGAUUGGGAUCCAGCAGAAGCGAAGCGGCGCUUAGGCACAUUUCUUUUGGUCAAGGACCCAGUAUCGCAUCGCUUGUAGCACGCACCUUCACAUGGUACAGCGUCAAUCUACCGACUGUACCAGUAAGCCAAAUUAUCGUCAAGUCUCCGCUGUGCUCACAUUGGUGGCUCCGUCACGCGUCUUUUAUCGUUUAUGUCUCGGCAGGUCUCUUUCCGCUGAUGACGCCAUAG